Molecule: messenger RNA, 1551 nt
Organism: Tribolium castaneum (red flour beetle)
Lineage: Eukaryota; Metazoa; Arthropoda; Insecta; Coleoptera; Tenebrionidae
Exons: 6
Coding region: 159-1409 (416 amino acids)
Biological process (GO): SCF-dependent proteasomal ubiquitin-dependent protein catabolic process
Cellular component (GO): cytoplasm; SCF ubiquitin ligase complex
Molecular function (GO): protein binding
Source: RefSeq, a predicted model, not a curated record
UGCGAAAUCCCACCUGUCAGAACCAUAUGUUCGUAUCAACAAUCAGCGUUUUAGUGCAAAACAUGGAAGUUCAGCUUUGUAAUAAUUCCCAAAAUGUUACAAUUGUAGUUAGAUAUACAGACCGUGAACUAAUCUCCCGCAUCUAAAUUGGUCAAAGAAUGAGUUCUCUUAGAAAUGGCUCGAGUGAGUCUUCAUCAGACUCCUCAACGGACGGUGAAGACCAGGACGAGUCUUCUUCCUCGGUCACCCAGGGCGUGGAGGACGUCCUGAGCACCUUCCGGGAGAAAUGGCAGAAGGAGCUCCAGAUAUCGCCGCCAAAACGCGAACACCAGUCGCAGGACACGCCCCAGGACCCGGACGCCGAGACCCAGGCCAGGAGACUGUUCCUCAAGGGCGUGGACCUGGAAAAAUCCGGGAAACUGUACGAGUCCAUCCAGUUCUACCGACGCGCGGUCCAGCUGGUGCCCGACAUAGAGUUCCGCAUUGACAAGGAGGAGAUGCACGAGAAAGAUGAAGAAAACUCCGAAGGCGAGCACGAAGUAACGCGCGAGGGCGAGCUCCUGCAGCGCAUUCAGAAAAAACUGUCCAAAAGGCCGGCCCUUUGCGUGCCAAAAACCGAGCAGAAAGGCACGCACAUCUCAGUCCUGCCAACGGAAAUGAUUUUGCACAUUUUGCGGUGGGUGGUGAGUGCGGAGCUGGAUUUGAGGUCGCUGGAGAUGUUUUCGAUGGUGUGUCGGGGCUUUUAUUUGUGCGCACGUGACCCGGAGGUGUGGCGGUUGGCGUGCCUGAGGGUCUGGGGCUUGAACUGCGGGAAUUCCCCGUAUAAUUACCUGUCUUGGCGGCACAUGUUUAUCGAGCGGACGCGGCUGCAUUUCAACGGCUGCUAUAUUGGGAAGACGACGUACAUCAGGCACGGGGAGAACAAUUUCCAGGACCAGUUUUACCGGCCGUGGCAUCUAGUGGCCUAUUACCGCUACUUGCGGUUUUUCCCCGAGGGGGUGGUGCUGGUUUUGACGUCGUCGGAGGAGCCGGCGCAGUGUGUGAGUCUGAUGAAGAGCAGGAACGCUCGGAGCCCCAUUCUGAGAGGCUAUUACCGGCUGAAGGACGAUAAAGUCACGCUGGUUGUGCAAAGACAGGAUAAUAAGCACGUGCCAGGCUUUAAGAAGAAGCGGAGAGGCGGGGAUUUGCGGGAAAUGGCGGAGCAGACGUUUCACAUGGAAUUACAGAUUAAAAGUACCAAUAAAAAACGCCAUGUGCAGUUGGUUUGGACACAUUACUCCGUUUUUACAAGGACGCACAAAGGUGAUGAGAGUACCUGCAAUUUUGACUUGGUCGGUAACCGAUUUCCGCCAUUUUGGUUCUCGAGAGUCAAGAGCUACACUUCAGAGUCUGAUAGUCCUUUACAGUAGAGUUUUUCAUUUUUUUAAGGAAACGAAGAGGGAAAUUAUUUUUGGAAGGGAUUCAUAUUUUCGAAGUACUUCUAAUAUUUAUUUAAAUAUCUAUACACAAAAUGUACAUAAUUUAUUGAUAAUAAAGGAAGAUUUUAUUUUA